UUUUGUGUGACUGUUGCCUUGAAGGCAGCGAUAGUUACUCCUUCGGUGACUCAUAUAUGUUUGCUUUGAGUCAGUCGUGAUUCAUAGCACCUGGCAUACCUCAUUGUCUCCUGGAUCUUGGCAUUGACACGAUUUUUGACCUUUGAGCAAUUGAUGAACUGGUUGUGAAAGGGGAUAUUCGAAUCAAUUCAUACUGGAAUCUAUCGCGUUUGGAUCACAUCAUCGACUCUUGAAGUCCUUCAGGAAGAACCGAGUACCACCAGAGUGCGACAAACAACAUAGUCAUCGAAGCCUCUUUCAAGCACGAACUUGACCAACAUCUGUCCGGCAUUCGCGUUCGCCAACAAGCUAUACGCAAUCAUGCCUAUUCACAUUCGUCCUUUCCAGGCUUCCGAUCUUCUUGCUCGUGAGCGCAUCUUCAAAGAUGCCUUUUCAGCGGGCCUGCGUCCUCACAUCUAUCCCAAUGGCACAACGGAUGCGGACUUGAUCCACAACUUUGGCGAAAACAUCAAAGGUCUGGCAACCAAGAUGUCUGCCUCUGACACCCAAGCCGGACAACGCUUCUUCGUAGCUUACGAUACCGAAACUUCUGCACCUACUUCUGACCUCGAGUUCCCAGAAACUUGGGAUAAGAAGAAUGAAGUUGAGUUGAAGGGCAAGGAUAGAGAGGAGGCCAAGAGGAUUGUAGGCAUUGCAUUCUGGCAACUACAGCCCUCACCUCGCACACAGGAAGAGAUUGACAAGGAAGCUGCAGAAGGCCAAUCUCACGCCCAUGCACCCUCAGCCAAUGGCCCUCUCCUUGAUGCAUUUGGAAAGGCCCUCACUGCAGGGAGGGAGAAGUGGAUCGGCCUCGACGCAUACCUAUACCUUAAAGUGCUCGCCAUCGAUCCUAAAUAUCAGCGUAGGGGAGUGGGAUCUCUUUUGCUGGAUGAAGGGUUGGCAGUUGCAAACAGGGUGGGGAUCAAGGCUUAUUUGGAAGCUACAGAAGCAGGAAGGCCGCUUUAUCAGAGGAAGGGGUUUGUGGAUAGGGAGUUGGUAGAUUUUGAUGUUGCAAGGUAUGCGCCUGCUGCGAAGGGAGAGAGGCAUGGUUUUAUGUGUAUGGUUAGGCCUGCACCUGAGGGUGGGAAGAAGGCUCAGGGAAGUGCGGAGGAAGGCGAGGGACAUGGUGGAAAUGAGGCUGUGGUCGAAAAGGGCGAAUAGAGGUAUACCAUGACGCUGAUACUAUAUAGUGACGUCUAUUAGCUAUUGCCGACUGGGUAUCUAAUCCUGAGAACGAUUCUUCAAGGCUGUAACCUUUCACCUUGCUUCUCGCCGACCAGGUUUCCCUGGUUCGCUGUUUGUCU
Molecule: messenger RNA, 1343 nt
Organism: Aureobasidium subglaciale EXF-2481
Lineage: Eukaryota; Fungi; Ascomycota; Dothideomycetes; Dothideales; Saccotheciaceae
Exons: 1
Coding region: 361-1200 (279 amino acids)
Molecular function (GO): acyltransferase activity, transferring groups other than amino-acyl groups
Source: RefSeq, a predicted model, not a curated record